GACGGUGGACAUCUCUUUCUUUCUUGUGUUUGUUGCUUUCUUAUGGACCUGAUUGGGGAGAAAAAAGAAAUAUGCACCUUAGAGAAGAAAGGCAACAUCUUCAUCCUCACCCUUACCGGCUCAGGCGAACACCGGCUGAACCCGGAUCUUAUCGACUCCAUCCGAUCAGCCCUGCGCACAGUGUGUGCUAAGUCAACCUCCCCUUCCUCAGUUCUUAUCACCACAGCCCAGGGAAAGUUCUUUUCCAAUGGUCUUGAUCUGGCAUGGGCACAAUCCUGUCAGCAACGUUUCAAACUAAUGUGUUCAGCACUUCAGUUGCUUGUAUCAGAACUAAUCUCCCUUCCCAUGCCAACAAUAGCUGCAGUCACAGGUCAUGCUUCGGCAGGGGGAAUGAUCUUAGCUUUGAGCCAUGACUUUAUACUCAUGAGGAAAGACAGAGGGUUUCUCUACAUGAGUGAGAUGGACAUUGAGCUUGUCAUUCCUCACCAGUUCAUGGUGUUAUUCAAGUGCAAAAUCGGGGAUGCUAUUGUCAGGCAGGAGGUUAUCCUGAAGGCUGCGAAACUAACAGCAGAGAUGGCGACGGCGAGAGGGAUUGUGCACUCUGCGCACGAUAGCGCUGAGGCGACUGUUGAUGCAGCAGUUAGGCUGGGAGAAGAGCUGCUGAAGAGAAAGUGGAAUGGUGAUGUAUAUGGGAAGAAUAGGAUGGUGCUCCUGAGUGAAGUUUUGGAGGAAUCUAAGUUGGAUAAGGAUGUGGAGGAGAUCAAGACUCUGUCAAAACUGUAAUGUAAGAAAAGUACAACCUGGGAAAUUAAAAGGAAUUUCAGAACUUGUAGAUGCCAGAGAUCUUGGUAGCAAUUCUGAGAUCUUGGAUUAUUGUAACUUACAGAAUAGAAAAUUAUUAACAUGUAAAAGAUUAUGAAUA
This is a messenger RNA of Ricinus communis (castor bean), 922 nucleotides long. Its product is annotated as enoyl-CoA delta isomerase 1, peroxisomal. Bases 43 to 783 code for a protein of 246 amino acids. Gene Ontology annotation, biological process: fatty acid beta-oxidation. The transcript has a single exon. NCBI's taxonomy places the organism in Eukaryota, Viridiplantae, Streptophyta, Magnoliopsida, Malpighiales, Euphorbiaceae. Gene Ontology annotation, cellular component: peroxisome. The record is from RefSeq and is a predicted model, not a curated record. Gene Ontology annotation, molecular function: delta(3)-delta(2)-enoyl-CoA isomerase activity; enoyl-CoA hydratase activity.